Messenger RNA from Ectocarpus siliculosus, 303 nucleotides. The record is from the annotation of a GenBank genome assembly. Lineage: Eukaryota; Phaeophyceae; Ectocarpales; Ectocarpaceae.
AUGGCCGAGGGAGGCGAGCGUCUGGAAGCCACCGCACACAGGGAAUAUCACCAGCUGUGGGGUGGCCCCGGCGCGUUGCGAUACCACCGUCGCAGCGUCUUCUUCGUUCACGUCUUCCCGGCUCCGGCGCACAUGGCGCGCCUGCAUGGGCUCUUCACUGUUCAGCGACCGAGGCGAAUGGCGACUUUUGUCGCGUGUCUCCGUUCACCGGCGGGGGCGAGAGCCGGCGAGCGAGGGGGAGCUCGAGGUUGCGAUGGUGGUGGCCCAUACCUCGGGCUUCCGCCCACCUGUUCCGGCGAGUGA